Mya arenaria is the source of this 1137-nucleotide messenger RNA. RefSeq lists its product as uncharacterized. Bases 135 to 464 code for a protein of 109 amino acids. NCBI's taxonomy places the organism in Eukaryota, Metazoa, Mollusca, Bivalvia, Myida, Myidae. The transcript has 4 exons. The record is from RefSeq and is a predicted model, not a curated record.
CAAUCACAUUCAUCCUUUGUGUUAGGAGUUUAACUGCUUGAUUGAAUGUUUGUGAAACAAUUUAGUUCUCUUAUAAUUUUGCUUGAAUCGGUUAGUUUAAAUAAAUAUAAUCACUUUAAAAAAAGAAAAGAAAAAUGGUUUGGGCAAAGCUAGAAAAAUUCCGGUGUCCUGCGUGUCCACUAUCAUUGUUUACAACGCCUGGGGACUGGGUUUGUGCCCGUGAUAGGACUCCUGUAUUUAUCAAUGAGAAAGGUGUUAUGGAAUGUGGAAAUGGAAAUCACGCAGGCAAUGUGUGUAAAUGGGGGUGGACAUGUGGCUCUCAAUACCACAAGGGUCGCUUUUUCGUAGCUGACCUCGAGGGGUUUGUGUUUGCUACUUCGCAGGCUCAGGAGCUUACAGACCAAAUGGGGGCCAAGUGGGUGGCAGAACUUGUUAGAGCACUUGGCAAACAAUUCAAAAAGUGAACAUCUUCGCGCCCAGAAAGGGAGAGUGCAAGAAAAUGUGCACACUUGAAUUUUCCAGUUUUGUAAUUUUGCAAUUAACAAAUUAAUUUCAUUGUGAUAUACACUUAUUGUUAUUAAUAUCCUUAGACAGCAUUAAACGGUGCCUAAUGACAUUUCAUUCUUAAACGGCUUGUGGAACUUAAUAUAGUAAAGUGUACAAGAAAGCAAGAUCACCUUUCCUUCAUGUGAACUUUUCCAUUUUAAAGCUCAAUUUAUUUUGUGUUUCUAUGAUUAACCUUCAGUCAAUUGCAGUAAUAAUUUUAAUUUCAUUAUCAUUUAACACUCAUUCCUAUUAAUAUGAUUAGACAACAAUUAACGGUGGCUAAUGCAAUUUCAUUCUCCAACUGCUUUAAACAGUGACUUAUUGAAUUUAAUAUAGUGUACAUGAGAUCAAGAUGACCUUUCUUUAAUGUGAACUGUUACAUUUUAAAGCUGGAUUUAUUUCUUAUUGUUUUUCUAUUAUUUACUUAAGUCAUAUUUAUUUUUAGUGUCAAGGUAACUUUUGUUAUAAUCCUUAUUGAAAGAAGGUAGACUGAAGAUUACAAUGAAAUAUGUUUAUUGUUCUAAACUUGAAUAUGCACUUCUUUUUUCUAAUGACUAACAAAAUAAAUAAAAUAAAAUGCUUUGAAAUAUA